UGUGAACUUUAUAACAAUAAGAUUUUACAAAAAGAUGGCGGCUUUAAUGUUUACAUCCACCCCUAGUAUAAAGAAAGCCGUUGCAUUGAUAAACAAGCUGGAUGAUGGAAAAUUUCGAUUGGUGCUUUCAAGAAUUAUGCAAAGACUGCAUCUCAAGGAUGAGCGCACAUUUUCUGAAGAAGAGGAAGAAAAGCUUCAACAAACUUUAGGUAUUGAUGGUCCAGAAUUGGAAUUGGUGUUACAGACUCUUGAGUUCUUGUUACAGCAGGCCGCAUACCAUGCUGCUAAGCCUGCUGUUCUGUCUCAACAGCUUACUCAGCUGGAGUUGGAGCAGGCAAAGGUGGAGGCUAUUGUUUCUGUAUGGACGACAAAUGGCCGAGAUGUCCUUCAAAAGCUCAGACAACAGACCUUGCACCCUAGUCAGCUGGAAGAUAUCAACUGGAGGCUCAACCUGCAGAUUGCCCAGUCCAGCGUGAGCAAACAGAAGCUCCCCAAUGCCAUGUUUGAACUUGGUGUGAGGGACAGUGAGGAGGGGGUGGGGAAGAAGAAGAUACGCGUGGAGUUCACUCACAGUGAGCUCUACCAGUUCUAUAAUCAGUUAGAGAUGAUACAAAAGCAGUUGGAUGGUCUAAGCUGAUGAAAGCACUAGGACAUCUUUGAUCAAGGACCGGGUGCUUCAUGGACCAUAAUCAGGGACAAAUAGACUGCUGCCAGUCAUUACUGUAUAAUGUUAUUAAAUGGUGUUAAAUGGAUGUAGGAUUCUGAUAUGGUAGCAUCAUAAUUGUUGCUUUCUUGAAAAAGUUAAAUUAUUGAAAAAUACAGUAUUACAUGGCAUUGUUCUGUUUUAAAAUUCGAAGGGGUGUAAAUGAAAAGAUUUUAAAUCAGGAAAAUUUAUGGACUCUUUACUGAUGUUUCAUGACUUGAUUCAAAUGUUUUAUUUUUAAUGUAGAAUUUUCUAAAUGAUAAUAUUGUAAUAUUAUAAUUUUUGCAUGCAAUUCUAUUAUUUGACAGUGUUCUAUUAAUGUCUGAAUUUGAUGAAUAAUUCUGUUUAAUUAACAUGUAAGUAAGUUAAUUACCACUUGACACAUUUCUCGGAAAUUAACCAUUUCUAGGAUGUUUUGAUGGUCUGUUAUCAAUAACAACACUUGAAACAAUUCACUACUAGGUAAUACUAGACCGUGUAGUUCAAAGAAAAACUUUUGUUAUCUGACCCAGAUCAUAAGUUUAUUAAAUUUUAUACUUAAACUGGUUCACUUGCAAUAUUAUUUCCCUUUUAAUAUAGAUAUCAUAUUGUGAAUGGUCAGUUCAUCAUUAGAUUUUUUACACAAAUUUAUGUGACCAAGUGUUACGCUAUCUUUAACUUUUCUUACAAAAAUUUAAAGUUUGAUUUCUCAGAGUUUAUAUAUGCUGUUUAUAUUUUAUUUCCCAUUGUUUUUAUGCCCCCAAAGAUGGGGAAAUAGUGAUCGGACCGUCCGUCUGUCUGUCCGUCAUUCUGUCACACUUUACAUUUAGGUUUCGAAAAAUGCUCAUAACUUCUAUGUCGCUUCAGAUGUCACCUUCAAAGUUGGUAUGCAUGUUUAUAUUGACAAGCAUUUCCCUACACACACAAAUUUUGAAACCUUUCACCUUGACCUUUAAGUUAUGGUCCGCGUUUAGGUUUCAAAAUCUGCGUUUAGGUUUCAAAAAAUGCUCAUACAUGUAACUUCUAUGUCGCUUCAGAUGUAACCUUCAUAUUUGAUAUGCAUGUGUAUAUGGACAAGGCCUUUCCAUACGCACAUACUUUUGCCCCCUUUGACCUUGAUCUUAAAGUUAGGGUCCGCGUUUAGGUUUCGAAAUCUGCGUUUAGGUUUCAAAAAUUCUCAUAACUUCUAUGUCGCUUCAGAUGUAACCUCCAUAUUUGGUUUACAUGUGUAUAUGGACAUGGCCUUUCCAUACGCACAGAAAUAAUUACCCCUUUGACCAUGGCCUUGAACUUAGGGUCCGUGUUAAGGUUUCGAAAUCUGCGUUUAUGUUUCAAAAAAUGCUCAUAACUUCUAUGUUGCUUCAGAUGUAACCUUCAUAUUUGGUAUGCAUGUGUAAAUGGACAAGGCCUUUCCAUACGCACAGGCAUUUUGACCCCUUUCACUUUGACCUUGAACUUAGGGUCCGCGUUUAGGUUUGGAAAUCUGCAUUAAGGUUUCGAAAAAUGCUCAUAACUUCUAUCAAAGCGUUUUUUUGGGGGAUAUGUCAUCUUAUGGAGACAGCUCUUGUUUUUAUUUGAUAUUUGGUAUCACUUAAUUUAGCUGAACAAGUGUGCAUAUGCUUACAGUGCAAUAAUUUCCUAAAUUUGAUUUUGUAUUGUUUUUAUCACAAAUAAAAGUACAUUGUGUU
This is a messenger RNA of Dreissena polymorpha, 2370 nucleotides long. RefSeq names its product COMM domain-containing protein 10-like. Bases 35 to 637 code for a protein of 200 amino acids. Lineage: Eukaryota; Metazoa; Mollusca; Bivalvia; Myida; Dreissenidae. The record is from RefSeq and is a predicted model, not a curated record. The transcript has 7 exons.